Molecule: messenger RNA, 1283 nt
Organism: Macrosteles quadrilineatus (aster leafhopper)
Lineage: Eukaryota; Metazoa; Arthropoda; Insecta; Hemiptera; Cicadellidae
Exons: 1
Coding region: 420-1283 (287 amino acids)
Source: RefSeq, a predicted model, not a curated record
UUUUGGUCAGAUAUUUUAAAUAUGCCUGAACUCAAAGAUGUACCUUGGGAAAUAAAGUGUGAAAUAGCAAGAGAUAGGAUUUUGAAGAAACAAACAAAUAGAGCAAACAAAUUUAAUAAAAAGAUAAAACAUACUAGUUUCAACGAAGGAGACAAAGUUCUGUUAAAAAAUAAUUUAACAUCAAAUGCCGGUUAUGGUGAAACAGCUAAACUAUUUAACAUUUAUGAAGGACCUUAUGAAGUAGUAGAAAAAAUUGGUGAAAAUACUUACAGACUGUUCUGCGACUACACAGGGCAUUUUAAAGGACCAUAUCACAUAAAUUUAUUAAAGAAAUAUAUCUAUCCCACACAUUUACAUUGAAAAAUAAUUACCUGUUAAAUUUUAAUACAAACUAAUUUUUUUUUUACAUUUAUUUUUAGAUGUUCAAGAUUAAAAGAAGUAGAAGAGCUGGGAAGCACCGAGACAGAGGAAGAAAGAUGUGGGAGAAACAUAAUGACAGAAGUUUUGCCAUGUUAGUGCAUGAGGCUACAAAAGCAUCAGAAGAAAGAAUAGUUAAAUGUGUUGACCCGAAGAUUUACACUGAAGAAAGAGAAAAGGCAAGAUUAGAACGACAAAAUGUGAUGAAGCAAUUAGAAGAAAAGCAUGAGGCUACAAAGGUGUCAGAAGAAACAAUAGUAAAAUGUGUUGGCCCGAAGAUUUACACUGAAGAAAGAGAAAAGGCAAGAUUGCAACGACAACAUAUGAUGAAGCAAUUAGAAGAAAAUUUGGGGUGGAAGGUAGAAUUUGAACAAUUUGCAGAAAUCAUGGAAAAUGAAGAAAUUAAGACAGCCCAGAAAGUAGUGAACAUGUUAGAAGAAGAACUCAGAAAAAAGAAAGAAGAACUAAAAAAAGGAGAAGAGAAAAAAAUGAAAGAAGACAAGAAGAGAAAAUUGGAAGAGGAAGAGAUGAAAAGAAGGGAAAAGGAGAAGAAAUUGGAAGAAGAGAAGAAAAGAAUGGAAGUUGAAGAACAGAAGAGAAGGUUACAAGGAAAAAUCACAGUGGAAAAGAAGAAGGAAGAACAAGAGAAGGCAGAAAUGAAGAAAGGAGAAGAAGAAGGAAAGAGCAAUUUAAAAAGGAUAGAUGAUGAAGAACUAAGAAUAAUAUUUGAAGAGAUGAUUCUCAAUGUGAAUCUAGUGCACUGGCUUGAGCCACAAAUCAAUGAGUAUAAAUUGAUAAAAAUAGAUGAAGAUGACGACGAAGACAUUUUGGACUUAAGACCAAAUUAUAUGGAAAUAGAGGAGUAA